AUGCUGACUGCAGUGCUGCUGAGCUGUGCCCUGCUGCUGGCACUGCCCGCCAUGCAGGGGGCCCAGCUGGGCUUGGCCCCCCUCCAGGACAUGGGAAGGCCUGACGAGGUCCUGAUACCAGAGCUCCCAGGCCUGUCACUGAAGAGGACAACUGCAGAACAAGCAGAAGAGGCUCUACUGCAGGAGGCCGAGGCCCUGGCAGAGGCGCUAGACCCGCAGGACCGCGAGCCUCGCUCCCCGCGUCGCUGCGUACGGCUGCACGAAUCCUGCCUGGGACAGCAGGUACCGUGCUGCGACCCGUGCGCCACGUGCUACUGCCGCUUCUUCAACGCCUUCUGCUACUGCCGCAAGCUGGGUACUGCCAUGAACCCCUGCAGCCGCACCUAG
Messenger RNA from Galeopterus variegatus (Sunda flying lemur), 387 nucleotides. RefSeq names its product agouti related neuropeptide (gene AGRP). The transcript has 3 exons. Gene Ontology annotation, molecular function: neuropeptide hormone activity; type 1 melanocortin receptor binding. Bases 1 to 387 code for a protein of 128 amino acids. Gene Ontology annotation, cellular component: extracellular region. The record is from RefSeq and is a predicted model, not a curated record. Lineage: Eukaryota; Metazoa; Chordata; Mammalia; Dermoptera; Cynocephalidae. Gene Ontology annotation, biological process: neuropeptide signaling pathway; positive regulation of feeding behavior; adult feeding behavior.